AUGUCACGGGUCGAGCUCCUGAACGCAGGAGGCUUCCGCAUCGAUGGGCGCAAGCAAUUCGAACUGAGGUCGAUCGGCAUCCAACUCGGCGGCUCUCAAGACACCGCCGCGGAUGGAUGUGCACAGAUCACGCAGGGUCUAACUAUUGUAUCAGCCACUGUGUUUGGCCCGCGAGAAGCUCGGUCCGGAGCCAAUGUGAUGCACGAUCGUGCCUCUGUCAACGUCGAGGUGUCCGUAGCACCAUGGGGGUCUAUGGAACGUAGGCGUCGCAAUCGAGGCGACAGACGACUGGUGGAAUUUGCGAAUUCGAUCAAGUCGACGUUUGAGCCGGUGAUCCAUACACAUCUCUACCCACGCUCACAGAUUGAUAUCUUCGUCCAAGUGCACCAGCAAGAUGGAGGUGUUCUGCCCGCUGCCAUCAAUGCUUCCACAUUGGCCCUGCUUGAUGCCGGUAUCGCUAUGCAAGACUUUGUCGCCUCGGUAUCGUGCGGCAUUCACUCGACAUCAGCUAUGCUCGACCUGUCCAACACCGAGGAACAGGAUCUGCCUCAUGUUACAGUUGCAGUGCUACCACGGACCAAGCAGAUCACAUUGGCAUCGCUAGAGACGAGGUUGCAUGUGGAACGCUUUGAACAGAUUUUCACUCUAGCUAUUCAGGCGGUGGCUGUGCUGCACAACGAGAUGGAGUUGGCAGUAAGGGACAGAACAAAGACGUUGGUGCAUGCUAUGACUGGGAGAACCAUCGAGUCCGAGACAGCGGUCCACCACGACCAAGAUGCAGAGCACGAUAGUCCGGAUCACGACGAUAUCAUGCUCGCUUGA
Molecule: messenger RNA, 822 nt
Organism: Mycosarcoma maydis (corn smut)
Lineage: Eukaryota; Fungi; Basidiomycota; Ustilaginomycetes; Ustilaginales
Product: putative exosome complex exonuclease rrp41
Exons: 2
Coding region: 1-822 (273 amino acids)
Biological process (GO): rRNA catabolic process; U4 snRNA 3'-end processing; nuclear mRNA surveillance
Cellular component (GO): nuclear exosome (RNase complex); nucleolus; cytoplasmic exosome (RNase complex)
Source: RefSeq, a predicted model, not a curated record